AUUGACUCAUUGCCAUUCAAUGUGAUUUCUUUCUUCAAGCUUGAACUUAUUUCCACCAAUUCAGCUACUGUCGCUAUCUCUAUGCUGUGGGAUAUUAUAAUGCAGAUGCGGGGAGGUUACUUCUUAGGAUCAGUGAAGGAUGCUGCAGAUCACUGACAUGUCUGUCUGUGUUGGACCAGUUGAAAAACUGAUGAAGAAAAGAAUCAAUAAAGAUAAUGAAAGGCUAGACAUUCAGAGAAGAGUGAUUGAAUAUAAUGUAAUAUUUAAAGCUUAAUAUUAAGAUUGCCUUUUAGGAACAUUGAUGUAGCUCCCAUUAAGUGUUGACACUAUGAUGGUGCCAUGCAAGUCAAGAUGAAACAAAGGAGGUGAUAUGCUGUUAUGUACCAUUGUGAUAGAAGAAUUGCAUUCCUUCAGCAAAGAAACAAACAAAAAUCCCACUGCUUUUAUUCAUUCUUUAAUUUAGUCAUCCAUUCUAUGAUCUGUGAUAACAAGGAACACAUGUAUUUAAGUUUUUCAUAAUUCUCUAGACUUUUAUAUUUGCUACAAGAAAUAACCAGAUAACCACAUUUUCCUACCGAGUAAGCAUAUGCCUUAGAAAAGCUAUUAUAAUUUUAUCUGAAAUUAAGUACAUGCUUUAAAAAACCUAUAAGCAGGCCAAGCGCGGUGGCUCAUGCCUAUAAUCCCAGCACUAACUUUAGGAGGCCGAGAGAGGCGGAUCACUUGAGGCCAGGAGUUGGAGACCAGCCUGGCCAACAUGGUGAAACCUCGUCUCUACUAAAAAAUACAAAAAUUAGCUGGGCAUGAUGGCAGAUGCCUGUAAUCCCAGCUACUCAGGAGGCUGAGGCAGGAGAAUCACUCAGGAAUUUGAGAACAACCUGGUCAACACCUGGAAGGUGGAGGCUGCAGUGAGCCGAGAUCACGCCACUGCACCUCAGCCUGGCAACAGAGCGAGACUCCGUUUCAAGAAAAAAAAAAAAAAAAAGAUCUAUAAGCAGAAAUCAUAAUAUUUCUUAGAGAUAAUUUUUAACCAUUUUUAAGUCUUCACAGUUCAAUAUAUUAAUACAAGGUACCACUUCUCUUCUGCAGUUCUUCAGGCCACAUUUGUCACAUUCUUCUCACUCUUUGAUACAUGGAUAACUGAGACUAUUAGUCUAUCAAUAUUAUGGAACUGACUUUACAGAAAUACGGAAGUUAUGAAAAAUUUGAACAAGCCACUGGUGGUAGCUUGCUCUCUAAAACUCGAAUCUGGAGUCAUGUUAGGAAGUACAUGAUGAAGGAAGGCUGCCUAGGGGAGAUUGUAGUUCAUCUCACUGAGGACCUGCUUUCCCGAGCGUCAAUGACUGUAGUAAAUGGAUGUCCGACUCUGACCAUCAAUGUGUCUACUGCACGUGAGCAUUGGCUGGAGGGAAUGCUGAGGCAUGAAAUAGGUACACAUUAUUUUCGAGGUAUUAACAACCUCCAGCAGCCAUGGAACAGUUGGACUGGACGUAAAAAACAUGAGCUAAAGCCAAAUAAUCCCACAGAGGAAGGACUAGCAAGCAUUCACAGUGUUCUGUUUAGAAAAGACCCUUUUUUAUGGAGAGCUGCCCUCCUCUACUACACUGUUUAUCAAGCCAGCCAAAUGUCUUUUUGUGAACUCUUCAAAGAUAUUGGCAGGUUUGUCAAGGACCCCAAUACAAGAUGGGAUUAUUGUGUACGGGCCAAGAGGGGAUGGACUGAUACUUCCCAACCAGGGUGUUUUAGUAAAGACCAGGUAUACUUGGAUGGAAUUCUUCAAAUCCUCCGAUACAGAGAUACCAUAGACUUCCAUCUGCUGACUGCUCUCGGGAAGGUUUCUUAUGAAGAUGUGGAUCGCUUAAAAGGAUUGGCAGUUACCGAAAACAUGAGGGUCCCUCAUUUCCUGCAGGACCAUGGCCGAUAUAUGGAACACUUAGAGAAGAUCAUGGAAGUGAAUGAACUGACUGACAGGGAACUGAAAGAUCUUAUAUAGUAAUUAGCGUUCUGGCAAACAUAGCUAAGCUAUGCCUCCAUGUAUAUUACCAGUUAGGUGCAGUUAGCACCAGAAGAUUUAUAAAAGAAGAGUGACUACUUGUGUUUUCUGAAGAAGGGUCUUCAGUAUUCAGUGGAAUUUUUAGGUUAAGUACAAAUCUUAAACUAUUUCCCUAAAAUGUUUCUCUAGGCUGCAGGGGGAAGUUCUUCCUAUUUUCUGAAUCUCGACAGAGUCAGCUGAAAAUACUACUGCUGAGCAUUUUUGAAGACUCUCGGUCAAAUUGCAUGAUAAAUUUCUGCCUGAGCAGUAAGCACCGGCCUAGUGCUUCUGCCUAAAUAUGGAGGUCAGCUCCAACUGGAGACUGGCUGAAUUCCAUUGCUGUUCAGGCUCCAAAGUUAUAUUUUAUUUGAUAAAUAAUGGUAAUUAUUCUCCUUUGAAAAAUUAGUUUUGUGUUGCUCCAAAAAGCUAGCUAUAUCUAAGCUUUCUUAUUUCUUUUAUAUGUUAAGGAAUUUUAAAGGGAGAGGAAAAGCAAUCUGAAAAUUUUUCAUUAAGUGUUUUAACAUUAUUGUUUCACCUUAUCAGCUUAUAGGAACUAAAUUAGAGAAUCACCUCUUUUUGUCCAGUUAUCUCUUAACUACGUUUUCAUUUGCUGAAACAUGUUGUACCCUUUUAAAUUUUUUACAGAGUUUUAACGUCUUUUCCACUGAAUCCUUUAUAAAAAUAAGUACAAAUUCCAGAGAGGUUUUUCUACACAGACAAAAAUAAUUGGUGAAGGGCUACUCACCUUUUUUAUGAAACAGAAUAUGUAACAAGCAGAGGACAAAUAGACUGACCUGGUUAAAUGUAGGUUCUGGAUGUCGAUGGGUAGCACCUGCAGUAAACUGGAACAUGCUCUGGAAAAAGAAAUUUCUGGGUAUUGAUGGUUUAUAAAGCCAGCUUUGUGCUAUUGGUUCAGUAUAUUUUAUCAAAUCUUUGACUUCACCAACCCAGUAAUGACAUAGUUUAAAUUUUAAAAUGAGAGUUCUGUUUUGCUGUAUUUCUCCUGCUAGCCUAGCUUUGUAUUUUAUCAGCCUCAGUAUAUACUUGGAUAUAUAUACCUGGAUUCAAAUGGUUCUUCAUACAACUUAAUGAUCAGAAAGAAUGCUGCUGUAAACACCCCACUCAAGAUUGCUGCUGGAAUUUCUACCCAAAGCUGUCUGAGAGUUUAUCUUUACCUCAGUGCAGGCUAAAAUAAUGGUGCUAAUACUGGUAGAUAUAUACUGUGAAGCCUGGUUCACAUUCAUGCUAGAAAAUGAUUUUGGGAAACCUUUUGCAGGAGAGGUUACAUGAUUUUUCUCUUUCACAUAUCUAGAAGGACUUGCCUCAAAGAGGAAUGUUGCAGCAAACAGGAUAUACUCUAGCUGGUGCCCAAAGGUUCUUGCAAAACCAUGAAUCUUGCUUUUAGCAGUAGAGGGCCAGACACAUUGGAGCAUUGAAAGGCCUUAGCCACUGCUCCCCAACUACGUGCCAUGCUGGGUAGUGUGUGUCCUGUACAUCUGUGUGCCAGGCUGGCGCAGAUUGUGCCAAUGUUCACCAAACACUAGAAUCUGCUCUUACACCUCUAGCAUGUAUCUCCUUGUAGCAGAGUCAUGCACUUUCUCAGCAUUGUUUAGUGUUUUCUAAUUGCAUCUAAAAACUUAUCAAAAGUGAUUGUGAAAACAGUGUCUUAAAGUAUAAACAGAAAUGGCAAUAUUUAUGUCCUGUGAUUCAAGCCCAAAGGUUAUAAAUUCAACUUUCACAGGGAAUAGCACUGCUAAUCUUACUUUAUGGUUUAAAUAUAAAGGAAAAUCACAGCAGCCUUAAUUUCCUAUUGGUAGAAUCAUUUGCAGCGGUUCUAGUUCCUGACUUUUAAAACGGAUGAAUAUUUUCUCUUUGAUUUGGAAAAGGAACUGCUUUUUUGCCUUACUGCUUUGGUAUAAAGAUGAAAAACAUGAGCACUCUGCAGACAAAAUGACCUUAAAUCACAUUGAUUAAGAUAUUUUAAAAGUUAGCAGUGAACCAAAAGUAGUUUCAGAUUAGCAGAAAUAAAGAGCUUUAAGCUUUAAAAGUUGAGAUUGAAUAUUUAAUGAAAGUUUAUUAAUUCUUUUUCCAGAAAUAGCAGUAAGGUCAGUUUUUUUCCCUAAAAUAAAAAGUUUUAAUAAACAGAAAAUUAUAGCAACAGUACUUAGGAGAAUAGUUGAAGAUUGUAUUAAUUUUAAUUAUAAUAGUUAUUUGUCAUAGGCUAUUGAUGAUUAGAAUUUCAUUAGUUUUGUCCACUAUAAUUUUAAAAAUAGUUGUAUCAAAUACAAAUUCUGAUAAACUGUUAGGUUUUAACACCAGACAGGAUUCAAAGGAAAUUAAUGUUUGCAAACAUAAAUCCAUAGUCUUCAUUUCUUUAUAUUUUCACCUUUGUAAAAGUGUUUAAAAUUUGUAUUGUUUGUUUUGUAUAUCUUUGGGCAUUUUGUGUCUAGCUAUAAUAAAAAGAAACAGUGCCAAGGUUCUCA
Molecule: messenger RNA, 4512 nt
Organism: Symphalangus syndactylus (siamang)
Lineage: Eukaryota; Metazoa; Chordata; Mammalia; Primates; Hylobatidae
Gene: MATCAP2
Product: microtubule associated tyrosine carboxypeptidase 2
Source: RefSeq, a predicted model, not a curated record